Pocillopora verrucosa is the source of this 3701-nucleotide messenger RNA. RefSeq names its product whirlin-like. Gene Ontology annotation, cellular component: plasma membrane. The record is from RefSeq and is a predicted model, not a curated record. Lineage: Eukaryota; Metazoa; Cnidaria; Anthozoa; Scleractinia; Pocilloporidae. Gene Ontology annotation, molecular function: protein binding.
GAAUUGUUUGGGCUUAGAAAACAAGCGAACCCUGAUGACAAUGGCGCGUGUGCGAGACACUCCGUUCCAAGGACAGUCCUUGAAAAUCGCAUUUGCUGUCGCAUAGCUUGAAUCUACCUUGAAGAUACAAAGGAUAUGGGAGAUAUUUCGGCACAACAUUCGCCGCAAAGGAGACGAAGGAAAAUUUCACAGUAUGUUCGCGAACUUUAUACUACAUUAACCAAUAUACUCGACGACCAAGAUCGAACCUUACUAAUUCAAUCACUGAAUCAAUAUCAGAGAGAUAGAAAUGUAAACAAUCUUGUUUCAACUCUAAAGUCGAUCCUCGAUACUUCAACGAAAAGAGAAGUAUAUCCGUUAUUACGGCAGGUAGUUCCACACAAUGACCAAGAGAAAUUUAAUAUACUUUGGCACAGUCACGAGCAUCCUAAGCCUCGCCAGCGUUCCAAAUCGCCCGCUCGAUCGCCGGCAAAUCUUCACAGGAUUCCUGCCUCAUCGAGUCUACCAGAUAACCUUCAUAGGCACGUAUCGGACUCGGGAAUCGAUCUGUCAAACAUGACACAGUUCAGUUCUUCACGGGAUGCUAAACAUCCCAUCAAGCGAUUGUCUAUUAAGCGACCUUCAAACUCUGGAUUUGGGUUUUAUAUUCGUGGAGGAUCUGAACAUGGCGUUGGUUUGUAUGUUUCCUCUGUGGAUACAAAUUCUGUUGCCGAAGCCGCCGGCAUGUUACCUGGAGAUCAUAUUAUUCAAGUCAAUGGCACGAAAUUUGACGGACUGACACACGCGCAAGCUGUCAAGAAUAUUCAACAUAGCAAGAAGCUUAAUCUGACAGUCCAGUCAGUUGGUCGUAUUCCUGAUAGUUUUGUUGCUGAGUCAACUUGCAAAUGGGUGGACACAAGGGGUCACAGAACCUCACCUCCACCUGGAGUUGACUCAAAUGGGCGUAUCUUAACAGCUGAUGGCAUCCAUAAAAGUGAUUUAAGACUUCUAGGAGAUGAUGAUGAACGGAAGGUGAACAUAUUUGUGGAGGAUGGUACAAAGUUGGGGUUAAUGAUUCGGGGGGGUGCUGAGUAUGGAUUAGGAAUUUUUAUAGCUGGCAUAGACCCUUACUGUAUUGCUGAACAAGCUGGACUCAAGGCUGGAGAUCAAAUCCUUGAUGUAAAUGGACAGAGUUUUCUAAACAUCACUCACAAAAAGGCGGUGAAGGUUCUAAAAUCAACCAGAAACAUGAUAAUAACUUUGAAAGACAUUGGCAGGUUACCAUUCACCAGGGUAACUCAUGACAAAACAAGAUGGAUAACACAACCUACUAAAAAUGGCCAGAUUCAACGUGUUCCUGAGGUCACUCACAUUACAGAGGUUGAGGUUCAUGCACCUUCCGGCUCUGCCCUUGAAGGCCAACCACCUCAAUCUUCUAGACGACAUACAGCACAUGGAAGAAUGACUGGUGAUGGUGACACUGAGCCUUCGAUGUUUCAUCAUGGGAUUGCAGGAUCUCAAGUCCUUUAUAGUGGGGGACUUCCAUUACAGAAGAACCUAAUAACAGAACAAGCUAGGCAAAUCCUUAGUGAUAAUGAGUUAGAAACCUUGACUUAUUACUUGGAGGAGUACUGCAAGGGUUUCAUCAACAUCAAUGCUUUUGUUCUUGCCAUGUUUGAUCUGCUUGACACUCCAGCUAAGAUGUCAUUGAUGGGGGAAAUACGAGGCUCUGUGGCACCAAGAGAUAUUGAUCGAUUUGAUGACUUAUUACUCAAGAAAGAAAUUGAAAUGAUGAAGAGUCGCCAGUUUUUUGGAAACCACAUGUCAGAUGACAGACACUCCAUUCACUCAUAUGCAAGCAGUGUGUCAAGCUUCUCUGGAAAGGGAUCAUCGUCAAGCCGCAGCUCGUUCAAAGGUUCCGUAAACGGUUCUAACUCACGUCCCAUCACCCCUCCACAAGUGCCUGAAGUUUUGCCUCCAAAUGUGAAAAUUGCCUAUGACGAAACAUCCUCAACUUACGAUGUUUAUGAGGCCACACUGACAUUCAACGAAGACCAGGAAGAGACUUUUGACGAUGGAGAGAUGGAAGGACUUCCAUCUUUACUGAACAUCAAUCCGAUGUCACUGGAUAUUCCUUUCUCUGAGAGUACUUCAUUUCCUUCUCCUGACAUUAAUUUCUCCUCACCAAUGGUGACCUCUUCGCCUACGAAUGAGAGAGAACAAGAAAUUCCAACGAGAACAAGAGGAGAAGCAACAUCCAGUGAGAAAGUGGGUGACAACACUAGAAAAGUGAAAGAAGCUAAAGAUUCCCCUCCCUAUGAAGAUAUCAAUCUUCAUCCGGAUGACUUCCCUGGGAAAAGAACAUCGAAGCCACAGGAUCACCCCAGCAGUCAUGAUUACAUAAACGCGGAUUUGCAACCCGCUGGGAAACCUCAGACACCUUCAAAUCCUUUUAUUUUUCCAAGUUCGUUCCAAGGCAACGGCACGAACACAGAGUUCAAGACAUUUGAGUGUUCGCCAUUGUGUACGUCGUCCACAAUUGAAGCGACCAUUUCAGAAUCGACGUUGCAGAAUCAUAUUAGUGACGCUAAAACCCAAGACAGCGACAAAGCGGAUAAAACACAAAGUGUUGCCGCUGAAGUACCUGAUGAUGACCUGAGACCAGAAGUGGCGAAACUCCCUGGAAGGAAGAGGUUGGCAUCCUGGGGUACACCCCCAGACGAUGAGGGUGCACCGAACGAUGAACCAAACAGAGAUACACCGGCUAACGGACACUAUACCGAUCGCCUGACAGGCUCUGGACAGACGACUUUUGGUAACAACACGGUGGUUCAAACCAAUGUGCACAAUCAGCUUUCUGAUGCCGGCAUUGAGACGUCUUCACCGAGAGAAAGUCGUCAAUGUUCUGUUUCCACGAACAGGAAGAGCUGGGACGGAGUGCGACAUCCUGGCGAGUCUGGAGAUAACCAAAAGGUGUCCAUUCUGGAGAAACCGAAGAACAGUAAGGAACGAAGUUGCAGUGAUAGCAACUUGAUGAACCUCCCUAAGGAGCAGCAGAAGGUUAUACAAGCAAAACAUAGAGCAAGUCAAGAACUCUACGAGCUUCGCCAACACACCAAAACUAAGGGCAUUACAAGCCAAAACGAGACUAUUUCAUCAGAAGUGAGCAUGUCCCCAAAGUUGAAUGGAGUUCGAGAGCCUGAGUUUGUCGUGGAAGUUGAUAAAUCAGUAGGGAGCUUGGGUCUGUCCUUGGAAGGCGGGUGCGAUGCGGAAGGUGACGUGAAGAUCAAGUCAGUCAAGGAGGGUAAUUUCGCAGCAUGGAAAUCUGGAGGGUUAAAACCGGGUCAAGUUCUUCUCCAAGUGGACGACACGCCGAUACGAGGAAUGACCAGCGGCGUGGCAGUACUCACCUUAAGAAAGGCUUAUUCGAACCCAGACUCGGCCGUACUCAAACUUCUUGUUCGAGAUAUUUAGUGCAGUCACUCACUGAUAUAAACGUUUUCUGAAUUUUUGUGUGAAUUAUUUGUUACUGUACAGCUAAGCUUAAUGAAAAAAAUCAGCAAGUGAAGCUUACAAAGACGACUUGUAUUUAUCGAAAUUUAUAAAGUGUUUUAAUGAUGCAUAACGUUUUCCAAUCGCAAAAUGUACACCCCAGUAUUGUUCACACCCUUUAACUUAAACACACCUUAGUUAAAGGAAUUCUAAUAAAUUUUAUCAAUGGC